Danio rerio (zebrafish) is the source of this 7501-nucleotide messenger RNA. NCBI's taxonomy places the organism in Eukaryota, Metazoa, Chordata, Actinopteri, Cypriniformes, Danionidae. The record is from RefSeq and is a predicted model, not a curated record.
UAAUCAGUCAAGCAGCGCAACUUCCGCGGUAAGACCGAGCGCUGGCUACAGUAGCUCAAUAGCUUAGUCAUGAGCUGCUCGUGUGUUUGGGGACAAAGACAACCACUCGACUGCUGGAUAUAAGGGCAGAGUCCGAGCCUGCGAUUAAUUAAUAGUGGAUUAACAUUGCUUGUGUCUGUUUUUUGGCCUCUACUUAACGGUGUCAGCGCGGAUUUGUUGAAGAACGGCCGCUAGCUUAGCUCGCUAGCUGUGCUGUGUGUUUGUGUGCGGGUUUAAAGGUCCUGUUCGGGUUUGGUACGGAGCUGCCGCUAAACUGGCGAGGUGACCGAUGAUGAAUCGCUUCCGAAAGUGGCUUUAUAAGCCAAAGAGGUCAGAUCCGCAGCUGCUGGCCCAGUUCUACUAUGCAGAUGAAGAGCUGAACCAGGUGGCCACUGAGCUGGACAGUCUGGACGGGAGGAAGGACCCUCAGAGGUGUACCCUGCUAGUCAACCAGUUCCGCUCCUGCCAGGACAAUGUUUUAAACAUCAUAAAUCAGAUCAUGGAUGAAUGCAUACCUGAAGAGCGAGCCAACAGAGACUUCUGUGUGAAGUUCCCAGAAGAGAUUCGCCAUGACAACCUUGCCGGGCAGCUGUGGUUUGGGGCAGAGUGCCUGGCAGCAGGAUCGAUCAUCAUGAAUCGUGAGAUUGAGAGCAUGGCCAUGAGACCGCUGGCUAAAGACCUCACCCGGAGCCUGGAGGAAGUGCGCAACAUCACCCGAGACCAAGCGUUACGAGAUCUUAACCACUACACUGAGCGCAUAAAGGAGGCGCUGCGGCACUUUGACGGCCUCUUUGCGGAGUUUGAGCUCAGUUAUGUGUCAGCCAUGGUGCCUGUGAAGUCUCCUAAGGAGUAUUACAUCCAGCAGGAAGUGAUUGUGCUCUUCUGUGAAACAGUCGAGAGGGCCCUGAAGCUUGAAUAUCUUACUCAAGACAUGAUCGACGACUAUGAACCAGCUCUCAUGUUUACAAUUCCUAGACUUGCCAUUGUCUGUGGCCUUGUUAUUUACUCCGAAGGGCCUCUUAACCUCGACCGCAAACCAGAGGACAUGUCUGAACUGUUCCGACCUUUCCGUACUUUGCUGAGAAAAAUAAGGGACCUGCUUCAGACUCUGACAGAAGAAGAGCUCAUGACUCUGGAGCGAAGCCUCUGCAUCUCCCAGGAUGGAGAAUUUCCUACAAGUUCAACCAAUGAUCCAUCCGCUUCCACCGGUCCUGAUAGUCAGACGGAGGAACUGGAAAAAGAGAAAGGAGUGGAGGAGGUUGUGGAUCUCACACUGUUUGUCACUCAGGAAGAUUCUGUAUGGAAGGAGGAGGAGGAGAAGCAGGUGCUGCCCGAGUCCUCCAGCGAGAGCGAGGAGGAGGAGCCCAUCGAUGCUGACUUGGCUUGCUCCAUGCAGUAUGAUGAAGAAGAGAUCGAGCAACUUAAUAUGAUGGUGCAUCAAGUAGGAGACGAAAUGUCUACACUGCUUUCCCCUCCAAGUCAGAAUCAGUCCCCAGCUCACCGGCCUCGACCCUACAAUGGAAGCAGUCUCGAAGGUUCCAGUGCCACCUCCAGCACACAGGCGUCUCCUAGGAGAGCCCCGGGAUCGUACCAUGAUGAUGACCGGGUGUUCUUCAUGGACGAUCUGGAGUCUGGCCUUAGUAGUGAGCUCUGCCGUGGACAGCUUCCUCUUCCUACCGUAUGCCUCAGAUCCCCUGAGGGAUCACACUGUAGACCCGACGCAUCCUGUAAUGGUUGGUUGACAGUCUGCCAAUCGAGCGACGCCACCAAUUUGGGUUGUCAGCGCAAACUGAGCCAAUCAACUGAGUCUGUUGGAAACUCAGACAGGAUGGUGAACGGAUGGGAAGGAUUGCAGGAUGAGGAUAGCGUACAGACUGCUGAAGAAAUCGCCAAUCGUACUGGUGGAAUGAAGCUGUCCGCCACCGUUAUUUUUAACCCUCAUUCUCCAAGCUUGAGUGAUCUGGCUGUGGUCUUACCUCAAUCAGCUGAUGCUCCUGAAGCUGGCGAAGGCGGGGCUUUGGUCGCCACUCAGUGCCUGCUUAACUCCUGUGUGUGCUGUGCUGGUGGCUGCGUCGACAACCAUGAGGAUGCCAUGGAACCUGCUGGCAGGAGCAUGGCACUGGGAUUCGAGAAGCACAAGUUGACCAUCACAAGCUCCGUCAUCCAAUCGGCUGUAGCUGCUGGCAGCCCAGGGAAGGGAAAUGGACAUUUGCCGCUCACCCUGCCCCCGUCUCAGGGCCACCUUACCCAUUCUGUGCCAAACUGCUCAGUGCAAAACCAAGCGAGAGAAGAUGAGGGCAGUCAGGAUGGUAUCCACUAUCCCUGCUGUGAGAAAUGCAGCCCAGGGGUACUUCUGGCUCAGGACAGAGGCUCAGGACAGGAGGGAGGACCUAGUUGCACCCUUCAGGACACAGGAUGCCGAACGCAACAUAAUGCCUCAGUAAAAGGGAAAUCGGAAUGUUUUGGAAAACAGUCCAAAGAUGAUAACCGGAAGAUCAAUAGCCCCGUCAGUAGUCUGACAACCAGUUCGGACAUGUCUGAGGACCUGGAUCAUCAGGAGAUUCAAGUGGCUUUACAAGCUGCCAAACUUGCUGCCCACAACAAAAUUCGUUCACGUUUCCAUAGCAGUAGUGACCUCAUUCAUCGUCUUUUCGUCUGCAUUUCAGGUGUAGCUGAUCAGUUGCAAACAAACUAUGCGAGUGACCUCCGAAGCAUCUUAAAGACUCUGUUUGAGGUCAUGGCUACAAAAACAGACCAAGGAGACAAUGAAAAGCCCAAGAAAGGUCCAUGUCUGGGCAGUGCAGUGCUGGAAGACUGUGCUCUCUGUCAGGAGACCAUCUCUUCAUCAGAGCUCGCUGCCAAAGCCAGAGAGGGACAGUUUGAAGACCCUCCUGAAUGGGUGCCAGAUGAGGCCUGCAAUUCCUGCAUAGCAUGUAAAGCACCAUUUACAGUCAUUAGAAGAAAACAUCACUGCAGAAGUUGUGGAAAGAUCUUCUGUUCCCGCUGCUCAUCACACUCAGCCCCCUUGCCUAGAUAUGGUCAGAUGAAGCCGGUGAGAGUUUGCACUCACUGCUACAUGUUCCACGUUACGCCUUUCUACAGUGACAGGACUGGUAUCUGACACACACACACACACACAGAUGUAAGCACACUACAAUGAGGUUUGAUUCUUUAGCCUGAAGAGACAUGCACAUUUUCAUCAUCAUCAUCAAAAAAAAACAAAAAAAAAACGAUGUAAAUAUGAACACUAAAUGCAAUCACUACAAAGCGAAAAGGAAAAGAAAAAGCCUCGACCAGGGAACAAAAAGCGAGAAGGACUCUAAUGGACGGUUGGGAAAUGCCUCAAGCACACAAGGAAGUACCCCAUCGCUGUGGGAGCCAAAGUAUUUAUUUAGGGCUUUGCUUUUAAUGAGCUUAAUUACAAAUUUGCUUUAAUCGAGCAUGGAACAAGCGGGCUAUUCUGUAAAACAGAAGCACACCCGACCACGUACAAGAGAAGAAAAUAAUUAUAAUAAUACAGCUUGUUAAUGGGAUUUUGUGUGGCAGUAAUUGUGGCUUUAUUAGUGCCGGAGGUUCCACAGGCUCAGAUUUCCAGAGUGAAUGUAAACUGUGAGCACAUUAUAAAUAUGAGAAUAACAAAACUGUGACAUAUAUGAAGACAAUAAUGCUAACACUAACUGCACCAUCAGUGACACCUUUGUGGCACAUUAUAGCACAGAUGUUUCCUUUAUUUAAUGUUUUAAUUUAGAAUACAAUGCUGCUUUCUUUAAAACAGAAGUGAUAUUUGGAGAUUAAGUUGAAUGGCCAAAAACAGAUGUGUGUGUGUGUAUAUAUGCUGAAAGUUUGAAAUAGAUUUGUAUCUUCCAAAAGAGAAGAUUUCUCUCAUAUUCCUCUUGCAAAUGAAUGUGCAACAUCUGGAUGUUCUUUAUUUUCCUUUUUUGUACAUUCUGUAAAACUUAAAUUGCCUUUUACAGCAGUUUGGGAGCCUUCUGCUUUUCCCUCUGGUACAACAGAACACUUUAAACCCCCCUACCUCAUCCCUCUUGACCCCUUUCACACGGUCUUAUCCUGCUUAAGUUUGCCUACAAUUGCAGAUCAGUCGAUCUUCACUGUCUUCUACACUGAGGCAGAUGCCUUUGUUUCUCUUUGCACACUUUUAGUUUUGAUGUUUUGUUUUGGUUAAUGAUGAAGUGACCAACUUUUAUUUGUAGAAAGUCAAUCAUAUUAAUGUAUGAAGAUGAAUAAUUGUGAUUUUUCACAAAACCUGAUGAGAAGAAGAAGUCUAAAGGUGUGUUCACACUUGGUAGGUUUAAUAUCAGGAAAACAAACUAGUGAAAUUUAUUUGAAUGAAGAUAUAUUUUUUCCCCAAAAAUGUAAAUUAUUCAAAGUGUUCAUUUAUAUUGAGAGUAAUUGGGAAAUUUUAUAAGUUCUUAAUGUGAAUUUAGAAAUCCGCUUUCUACCAUCAUUUAACCAUCAUUCACUUUUUCCAAACCGGUGUUCAUUUCCUUCUUCUAUUGGAUGGAAACAUUUUUUAAUAACAUUAGAAACCAUAUGUAGGUCAAUGGCCUGUGGUUACUGGUUUAGUUUCCAACAUUUUUCUAAAUAUUUUCCUUUGCAUUUGACCAAAAAUGAAACUCUUAAAAGCAUGGAAAUACUUCCGGUGAGUUUACCCAAAAACUAAAAGUCUGUUGUCGAUUAUUCAUCCUCUACUUGUUCCAAACCUGUUUGUGUUUCCUUCUCUGUCGAACACAAAGAAAAUAUUUUGAAGAAUACAAGAAGAAAAAAAAAAAACAGCCAUUGACUUCCAUAGUAUUUUGUGUCCCUGUUAUAAAGGUAAAUAGCUCCUCUUUCCAACAUUCUUCAGAAUAUCUUCCUUUGUUUUCAACAGAAGAACAAAAUUUUGAAAAGUUUUGAAGCAGUUUAGUGUAAGUAAAUGAUGACACAGUUUUCAUGGUUGGGUGAACUAUCCCAUAACUUUCCAUUUCUGGGUGAAAUAUCACAUAACUUUCCAUUUUUAGGGAAAUUAUCCCCUAACUUUCCAUUUUUUUGGGUGAGCUAUCCCAUAAUUUUCCAUUUUUGGGUAAAAUAUCCCAUAACUUUCCAUUUUUGGGUGAAAUGUCCCAUAACUUUCCAUUUUUGGGUGAAAUGUCCCAUAACUUUCCAUUUUUGGGGUGAAAUAUCCCAUAACUUUCCAUUUUUUUUGGGUAAAAUAUCCCAUAACUUUCCAUUUUUGGGUGAAAUGUCCCAUAACUUUCUAUUUUUGAGUAAAUAUCCCAUAACUUUCUAUCGUUGGGUGAACUACUCCUUAAGUGACUAUACUUCUAUCUACAGCUUGGUGUUCACCAAAUAAGCAUUCAGACACCACUGAAAAAGCAUUUCAGUUCACUACCAGGUGAAUUCUGGGGUGGUUUGACUGAAAAAUGAACACAACACAGACUUGCAUCCGUGACAUCCUAAACAAACCAAAAGCAGGACAUGAUCUCACAAGAUAUGACCAUCAAGAUUACAAAAUGUUUUACUUUUUGUCAUAGUCUUAAUGAUUCACAUUACAAUUCACACGUCAUUGCUAUGGAUGUUUAUUUAGAAAAAUAUACAUUUUAAAGGUAUCAUUAUUUCAAAGGACCUCAAAUAAUAAAAAUUUAAAAUUCUGUUAUUAAUUCCUCAUCUGCAAUACCGUUUCAACCCCCUGAGACCUUGGUUAUUCUUCAGACCACAAAAGAAGAUAUUUUAGAUUACAUCAGAGAGCUCCCUCAUCCUCCAUAGACAGCAACAGGAACGAAAUGCUCAAAAUCCAGAAAAGGAACGUAAAACAUUGUCAAUAGGUCAACAAAAUUGAUUUUACUGAGUUUUUUGUAGCACAAAAGUGCAUAUGGAACUUCGUAUGAUUGCAGUUGAACCACUGAAGACAUGUGGACGGUUUCAUGUACUUUGAACAUCUAUGGACUAUUGCUGUCUAUGAGGAUGAGGGAGCUCUCUAAUUUAAUUUAAAAUAUCAUAAUUUGUGUUCUGAAGAUGAAUGAAGGUAAGACCAAUAAAACCUAUAAAACCAAAUCUACAAGUGUGACCACACCGCAAGACUGAUUUUGGACCUCACUACUGAUUUCAGAAGUUGCAGUAUUAUCUCUACUAUCAUAAGCAAGUGAUCAACUACAUAGUUUUCAACACUAAACAAUCCUAUUGACACUAAAUAGUGAAUUACAUCAUUUAUCAUCAUAAUUAUUUUGCCUUAUGAUCACAUUCCUUUUAAAUCCUAGGCAUCCAAAGCAACAAUGUUUGCAUGCUUCAUAUGAAGCGACAUGUAUUGAGUUGAACGUGACCGGUUCUAGCAAUACAAGGUGGUUUUAUUCUGCUGGUUGGUUGAUUCUUAAUACUUGCCUUUUUCUGCCUCAUUACCCUUGACCAAGUGUUAAAGCUGAUCAUUCCUGUUUUCAAACCCGUUUCUCGACUUCCCUGCAUUUACAGAAUAAUGUCUACAAACACUUAAAAACACUGCAAUUUUGAAACACUAACUGUAAUCUUAACUUUACGCUUUGCAUUAGGAUUAUUUUGGAAUGGCAGGGUAGUUAUAUUUUGGUUGACGUGGUACAUAAGCAGGUUUUGCAAUAGUUCUAUCUUCAAAUAGUAAGAGUUGCUUUUGAUCAGAUCUCAAUCGCUUUACUUUGACCUUCAUAUAUUGCUCACAUUUAGUCAUUAAUAGGGUCUAGUAUCAUCAGUAUUGGGAUAAACACUUGGAGUCAAUUUUCAAAUGCACACCACUAACAAUACUGCAGAUAUAGCUUUAGGACUUCUGCUGGAUUGAUAUAAUGUAGUCUUUUAUAUGUUUUUCUCCCCCAUCUUUAUUUAGAGGUACGAUCAAGUAGACAUUAAACCGAAUGGAACAAUUCUGUCGUUUUUCCUGUUGCUUCCUGUUUUAAUAUCACGACCGUUCCUCAGGAAUGUCUUGAUUGUAUGUCGGGAUUUAUUUUUACAGCUACUCUUGGAAUGUAUUUUGAGUUGUAAACGAGGACUGCGAAUCAGCCAAAAGUCAAACGCUUCCUCAAAUGGCAGGUUCAGCGUCUGCAAACUCCACUUCCAGCCUGUUUUCAUGCGAUUUUUUAAGCUCACUCUCUGAUUUGUGCCCUCUUCCGAUUCUCAUUCUACACUUUUGUUCAGUUUUUUUUUUUUUUGCGUUGUUGUUUUUUGUAUUAAUUGAAAAUAGGAUAUGAGUAUUUAAAAUUAUACAGAUGUUUUAUUUUACAGAGAACAAUAAUAAUAAUAAUAAUAAUGAAAUUAUAUAUGUACAAAAUUACUUUUUUCUGUAUAAAGAGAAUCACAACGAGAGAAUUUGCUCUAUUUAUUCAAAGCUUGUUCUUAUUUUGUAAUGGCCGGUUCAGUCGAAUAAGAUGUAAAGAACAACUUUUCAAAGUCUACUGAGUAUUUAUGUCAUGCUACAAAAGUAAUAAAUGAAGUUUUCUUUACAUAA